ACUACUCGGUCUCUGGAACCCAAAACCCCUAAAGCCCUAGCCCUGCUACUCUUCUCACCCUGUCUUCGUCACCACAAGCAACCACCGUCGCCAAUGGCCCUUCGCUUCGUCCGCCUCCGCCGCGUUCUUUACGUCUCGUCUUCUCUCCUUCACCACUCUAUCUAUCAGCCCAAACCAAUCUCCUCAGCGUUCACUCACUUUCUGCCGAGCCCCACUGCCCCCUUCUCCACCCAAUUGGUGCGGCCAUUCACUUCAACCACCUCGCUUUUCCGCAAGACAUUUGAUCCGGAGACCGAUGAAAUUGGGCCUGACACUAUCCUCUUCGAAGGAUGCGAUUACAACCACUGGCUGAUCACCAUGGAUUUCCCCAAGGAUUCCAAUCUUACUCGAGAACAAAUGAUUGAGACCUACGUUAAUACAGCUGCCCAGAUCUUCGGCAGUGUGGAAGAAGCAAAGAAGAAAAUAUAUGCACUAAGUACAACAACGUAUCAAGGUUUUCAGGUUGAAUGCUCAGAAGAAACAUCUGAAAAGUUUAAGAGUCUACCAGGAGUUGUAUUUGUAUUGCCGGAUUCGUACAUUGAUCCGGUAAAUAAGGAAUAUGGAGGAGACAAGUAUGUAAAUGGAGAAAUUUUUCCUAGACCACCCCCAGUACACUAUGGGAGACGCAACAAUAGGGAUAGGCGUCCAAGAGAGCAGUCACCAUACCAGCAAGGAAAUGCAGCAUAUAAUAGCCAAGGGCCUCCUGGUCAGAACUACGGACCGCCACCACAGCAGAACUACGGACCGCCACCGCAGCAGAACUACGGACCGCCACCGCAGCAGAACUACGGACCGCCACCUCAGCAGAACUACGGGCCGCCACCGCAGCAGAACUACGGGCAGCCACCACAGCAGAACUACGGGCAGCCACCACAGCAGAACUACGGGCCGCCACUACGGCAGAACUAUGGGGGUCCACCCCAGCAGAACUAUGGGCCACCGCCCCAGCAAAAUUAUGGGCCACCGCCCCAGCAAAACUAUGGGCCACGACCACAGCAGAAUUAUGGACCACCACAGCAGAGCUAUGCACCAAGGCCACAGCAAAGCUAUGGACGACCACCUCAUCAAAGUUAUGGGAACACACCAAAUUUCCCACCUCAACAAAAUUAUAGCCCACCACCUAGUAAUGCUGCAGGAAGUGGUGAAAGAAAUCCAAUGCCGCCUUAUCAGGGAAACUUCAAUCAAGUAGAGCCUGAGAGCCAGUAUGCUCAAGGACAGAGGAACUUUUCAUCCACGGGAAACAAUUGACCGAGUGAGGAUAUAUACUAUAAGAAGCAGUCUUUACUUUGAGACACUCUACGAGAAGACUGAUGCCAACUUGUCCGCCAGAAUAUGCACUCAUUUGUCUUUCUACUUCCAUAAUGAGGAGAGUCUAGGAGGUGUAUUGCUUGUCAUGUUGAAGUUAGAUGUUGAAAAAGCCUUUGAAUCUAUGGCCAUGGUAAAUAGGUUACCCUGCUUAGUUUAUGUUGUUGGUGGAACUGAAGUCUUGCAUGAAUCAUACAGUUGCUCCUCCUUGGUUGGAGUUUGAAGACGCAUGUACUAUACAUUGAAUUCAUCACUUCUCGAGGUGGUUUUAUUUGUUAAUAACUUACAUUAACCAAUAGCUAAACGAGUUUUAUCCA
Molecule: messenger RNA, 1661 nt
Organism: Sesamum indicum (sesame)
Lineage: Eukaryota; Viridiplantae; Streptophyta; Magnoliopsida; Lamiales; Pedaliaceae
Biological process (GO): mitochondrial mRNA modification; cytidine to uridine editing
Cellular component (GO): mitochondrion
Source: RefSeq, a predicted model, not a curated record